This is a messenger RNA of Myxocyprinus asiaticus (Chinese sucker), 1977 nucleotides long. RefSeq names its product cathepsin B-like. The record is from RefSeq and is a predicted model, not a curated record. Gene Ontology annotation, cellular component: lysosome. The transcript is spliced from 10 exons. Lineage: Eukaryota; Metazoa; Chordata; Actinopteri; Cypriniformes; Catostomidae. Gene Ontology annotation, biological process: regulation of catalytic activity. Bases 147 to 1139 code for a protein of 330 amino acids. Gene Ontology annotation, molecular function: cysteine-type endopeptidase activity.
AAGACUUUUCACAUGUCACUUAUCACGUGAUCUAUUGUUGCUUUAUAAACACCUUUAACGCUCGUCGCGAUUCCAUUGUUGUUUAUUUCCGCCCGGUGAGACAGUUCAGAGAGUACAAGGAACGCUGUCAGCAGACAAAACACAGAAUGUGGCGACUAGCCUUCCUGUGCGUGAUCUCCGCCCUCUCGGUCAGCUGGGCUCGACCGCGGCUCGCUCCUCUCUCACAUGAGAUGGUCAAUUUCAUCAAUAAAGCAAACACUACUUGGAUGGCUGGACACAACUUUCCUAAUGUUGACUACAGCUAUGUAAAGAGGCUCUGUGGGACUUUUCUGAAAGGACCCAAACUCCCUGUCAUGGUGCAGUAUGCUGAUGACCUCAAGCUCCCUACUAACUUUGAUGCUAGAGAACAGUGGCCCAACUGCCCCACUACUAAAGAGAUCAGAGACCAGGGUUCUUGUGGUUCAUGCUGGGCUUUUGGUGCUGCUGAAGCAAUCUCGGACCGGGUGUGUAUCCAUAGCAAUGCCAAAGUGAGUGUUGAGAUCUCCUCUCAAGACCUGCUUACCUGCUGUGACAGCUGUGGCGAUGGAUGUAAUGGUGGCUACCCAUCUGCUGCCUGGGACUUCUGGAGCACAGAAGGCUUGGUGACUGGUGGACUCUACAACUCUCACAUUGGCUGUCGCCCAUACACUAUUGAGCCCUGUGAGCAUCAUGUGAAUGGCAGUCGCCCGCCCUGCACCGGAGAGGGUGGAGACACACCCAAAUGUGAGAUGUCAUGUGAACCUGGCUACAGCCCCCCUUACAAGCAGGACAAGCACUUUGGAAAGACUUCCUACAGUGUCCCAUCUAACCAGGAGGCGAUUAUGAAGGAGCUGUACAAGAAUGGCCCAGUAGAGGGAGCUUUCAUUGUUUAUGAGGACUUCUUACUGUACAAGUCUGGUGUAUAUCAGCAUGUGAGUGGAUCUGAAGUAGGUGGCCAUGCUAUUAAAAUCCUGGGUUGGGGAGAGGAGAAUGGCACCCCCUACUGGCUAGCUGCUAAUUCCUGGAAUACUGACUGGGGUGAAAAUGGUUUUUUCAAGAUUCUCCGAGGUGAGGACCACUGUGGCAUUGAAUCUCAGAUUGUGGCUGGAAUACCCAUGUAAUUUCUUCACAAAUUGGGGAGAAGAGACAUGGAGAAAUGAGCGCCCUCUUCAAAGUGAAUACAUAGGAUGUUUAAGAGGACUGCCAUCCUAUGGCCAUGAUACAUUGACGAAGUAUUGUUAAUUCACUGACCGCUGGGUUUGAUAAGAAAUGAACUUUUAAGAUGAUCAUACUGAAAAUAAUACAUUUUUAGAAGUUUUUGAAUUUGAGAGACUUCAUGCACAACUACUGAAUCUGUCACUGUAGUGCAAGUCUUAAGUCUAGUUUUAGACUACAGUCAAAUCAUUUUAGCAUAACUUGAUGCUCUCUUUAAGACACUAUCCAGUACUUUUUUAAAGAUUUGUUCAAUGGUUUUUUAAAUGAUUUUGUAUUUGAGUUUUAAUGCCUUUUUGUCUCAAAUGUAAUAAGUAAAAAUGUAUACAAGAUCCUAAAACAGUUGUCUGGAUUUUCUCUCUUGCAUUUAAGAGGGAGACAUUUCAAAGUCUUAAUUUUGGAUCUGUGCAAAACUAAAAAUCUGCCAUUUAUGUAUAACCUUUUAUUGAAAGGAAACCCCAAAGUCUGCCAUCUAGAUUUUAUUUACUUGGAGUAGAAACUGAGUUCUGCAAAUCUCUACGCUUUCAUUGAUUCAAAUUGUUUAUACCACAGGUCUGUUGAAUGCUUUAUUCGGACUGGUUUAUGGACGUUCUAAGGUGUGCAAUAAUUUUUCUUCAAGUAAACGUACAGCUAUGAACUAGUUCCAGGUCUUGACUGCAUAACAUUUCCAUAUCACUUUGCCAGAUUAUUUCAGUUAUUUCAAAGAGCCCUACAGGCUACCACAACAAAAUAAACAAUUAAAACAAA